Molecule: messenger RNA, 4079 nt
Organism: Prinia subflava (tawny-flanked prinia)
Lineage: Eukaryota; Metazoa; Chordata; Aves; Passeriformes; Cisticolidae
Product: SH2 domain-containing adapter protein F-like
Exons: 7
Coding region: 161-1579 (472 amino acids)
Molecular function (GO): phosphotyrosine residue binding
Source: RefSeq, a predicted model, not a curated record
CGCUGAGGGCCGCGCCGGGCCGCGCCGGGGGGGAGCGGGCGCGGGGCCGCGGCGCGGGCGGGGCGGGGGAGGCCCCGCAGCCGGCGCUCCGGCAGGUGGCACUGGCCGCCUCCCCCGCGCCCCCCCGAGCCGCGCCGCCGCGCUCAGUCCGCCGGCGCCGAUGCUGCUGAGCGGAGCGGCCGGCUCGGAGCGCGGCGGCUGCAGCGGCGGGGCGGGGGCCGGCGGGGCCCCGCAGUGCGUGGGCACCAUGGCCCGCUGGCUCCGCGAACACCUGGGCUUCCGCAGCGCCCGGCCCGCGCCGCCCGCGCCGCCCAAGCCCGACUACCGCGCCGGGCCGCCGCCUCAGCCGCCCCUGCCGCCCGGGGGCGCGGCCGAGCCGCUGGCCGCCGCCCAGCCCGACAUCGUGGCGGCCUACCGGCUGCAGAAGGAGCGCGACUUCGAGGACCCCUACAGCGGCCCGCCGCCCGCCGCCGCCCCCGACGGGCCCCGCUACGUCUCGCCCAAGCACCGGCUCAUCAAGGUGGAGGCGGUGGAGAAGGUGCCCGCCAGCCCCCCGCCGCCGCCGCCGGUGCCGGCCCCCCCCAGCUCGCCCCCGGCCGGCCCCGAGCCGCCCGACGAGCCGCCGCAGGAGCUGGCUGUCCUGGAGGACUACGCAGAUCCCUUUGAUGCGGCACAGGUGGCAGGUAGCCAGGCAGGGCUGGAGAAGGUGAUGGAGAAUGAUGGAUAUAUGGAGCCAUAUGAAGCCCAAAAGAUGAUGGCUGAGAUCCGCCAGAAGGGCUUACGGGAGGCUCCCGCCCGGCCGCUGCCCCUCUACGACACCCCCUACGAGCCCGUGCUGGACAUGGACAGCGAGUGCCCAGCCUGCCCCAGGCCCAGGGAGUCCCGGCUGCCCGAGGACGAUGAGCGGCCCCCAGAGGAGUAUGACCAGCCCUGGGAGUGGAAGAAGGAGCGGAUCUCCAAAGCCUUUGCAGUUGAAAUCAAGGUCAUUAAAGACCUGCCAUGGCCCCCGCCGGUGGGACAGCUGGACAGCAGUGAAAGCCCCCUGGAUGGGGAGGCUGGUGCCCCCAUCCCUCCGCAGCACGGCUACGAAGACGCCAAUGGUCCAGCAGAGGCGCUGGGGUACGGCCGCACCUCGCCCUGCAGGGAGGACAAGGCCAGGGCUGUCCUCAGGCAUGGCUCCAGCAGCCUCAAGAGCACAAAGACCCUGAGCGCUGAGCCUGGGCCCUUUGUCGGGGAGAGGAUCGACCCUGCCCUGCCCCUGGAGAGCCAGUGCUGGUACCACGGGGCCAUCAGCCGGACGGACGCGGAGACGCUGCUGCGGCUGUGCAAGGAGGCCAGCUACCUAGUGCGCAACAGCGAGACCAGCAAGAACGACUUCUCCCUCUCCCUGAAGAGCAGCCAGGGCUUCAUGCACAUGAAACUGUCGCGGACGCAGGAGAACAAGUACGUGCUGGGCCAGCACAGCCCGCCCUUCGACAGCGUGCCGGAGAUCAUCCAUCACUACGCCAGCCGCAAGCUGCCCAUCAAGGGGGCCGAGCACAUGUCCUUGCUGUACCCGGUGGCUAUCCGUACCCUAUAGUCAUCACCCCCACGAGCCAGGCCCCAGGUUGGCUGCACCCAGAACUGGCCCGCCCGCAGGGCUGAGCGCCGCCGUGCCGGGGAUGGGCUCCAGACCGUCGGCCCGUGAGCAGCUCGCUGGGCACAGGCAGCGCUGUUGGGGAUUGCUGCAGCCAGGCCCCUCGUCCUGCUCUCCCAGGGGCUCCCGGGCACUGGUUUGUGUGCUGGCGUGGCACUGGAAGGACCCCCUGUGCGAGGAGCUGAGUGGGGCUGUCCACACCUCCACACCUGCCUCCUUGGCAGAGCUUGGGAUGCCAGGACUGGAGCUGGGACCUUGGGAGGGUCCAGGGAGGGGGGCAGUGUGUGCGAGUACGGGGAUAAAUCAUCCGGUAGCAGGCCUGAAGUACCUCCAUGAGGGUGCCUAGCUCUGCCCAUGAGAGACAAAACAGCUGUGCCCACAGCUAAGGAGGCUGGCAGGGGUGAGCAGGACCCGCCUGGGGCCAGCAGGGCAUGCAGGGUGCGAGGCAGGCUGCCCUCGCCUGCACCGGUGCUCAGUACUCACUGCCAUCCUUUGCCAAACGUAAAUAGUGACCGGCCUUGGCCAUGUGUGCAGCACCACUGCCUAAUAAAGCGGUGCAUGGUUGUCUCCUGCCUCAUGGGACUCUGUGCCCACACCCCACCACGAGUGGGGGAUCAGUGUAGCAAAACAGUGGAAAGGGAAAUUUUGUUAUACAAAAGCUUUAAGGGAAUUGAUUUUCCCUGCGCCGUUGCAUACACUGAGACUGGGGUGCCCUUCAGCCAGUGCACUCCUCCGAGACACUGGGGACAAAGAAUGCUGGUGGUCAUGUCCUUGCCAUGUCUUUGAGACCCUUUGUGGCAGUGGUAAGCUGAUUUUGGACUUGUCUGUUACUCCCUGUAGAAGAGGGUGCUCUUUGGGAUCUUUUGUCUUCUUGUUUUGCUUCACCCCUCUUGAAUCUUGGGCAAAAUCCCUGAAUUUCACAGAGCUCCUGAUCUCAGAGGAUUUACUGGCUCCAGUCCUGUUGUUUGUCUUCCUGACACCUUGUCUUUGGGCCAGCUUGCUCCUGUUUUUUGGUUUUUUUUUUGGCUGAAUCCCUCUCUGGUGCUCUGUGUUGUUUCAUACGUACCUUGCCUUUCAACUUUAUUUCUGGUGUUGCCCCUAUACCCAUGCACAUACAUUUCUUCUAUCCAUGCUUCAGCCUAAGCUCCAUCCUGCUGUUACUCCCCAGCAGCACACUCCCUUUCCCCUCUGCUCUCUGGGUGGGGACGACAGCAGCAAAUUCACUGCUGGACCAGCAAAACCUUUCCUGUUAGUGGAGCAAAGCCCUCGGGCAUUGGUGGGAUGAGUUAGCAGUGGCUUGAUGAAGGCUUUGUGGAAAAGCAUCAUCCUCCCCUCUGUCUGCUGCCAGGAAGAAGCUGUCCCUGCUGGUUGCUGGGGGGGCUGAGAUGAUUGAUGGGACUGUGGGGACUUCGUGUGGUGGGUGAGUGCUGCAGCCACUGCAGGAACCCUGCUCUGCCAUCCACGGGUUUGGGGCUUUUCAGACUCGAUCUCAGCUGAGAGAUGGCUGUCCUGGCUGCCCUGCAGUUCUGAGCUGCCGUGGGGGCCGUGGGGCAUGGCCAGUGUGGUCUGUGGGUGCACCCCGUGGCUGGGAGCCUGCAGAAGUGUGGUGAGUUGUUCCAGGAUGCCUCAGCCUCUGCCGCUCCUUAAAAGGCAGCGGAUUGAGCUGGUCGGUGUCUCCUUACAGCCCACUUGGCUGCUGGCAGCUCUGGCUGCCUCUCUCCAUCCCAGCGAGGCAUUUUGUCCAGUGGGGAUGGAGGGGACUCCAGCGGGAGGGCUUUUCUCCCAGAGCCUGCAGGAAGGACUGGAGAUACAGAAAUCUGCAGCAAUGCAAGCUGCACUUCUAAGUGCAAUCUGCACUUAGGAGGUUUUAAGUGCUGCUUAGCAGCCCUGCUGUUCCCUGAUGGCUCCAGAGAACAGCUCAUCAUGGGGGAUCCUCUACCUUCUUGGAGGCUGUGGGUGGGAAAGAGGCUUCUUGUGUCAGUGCAGUUCCCCACAGUGUGGGGCUGUUUUCUUGAGCAGCUUUGGCAGGGAGCAAACUGCCUGGAAGCCAGUGCUGGCUGUGCAGCCUUAUGGUGAAAUCCUGCUGAAGCAGGUAUUCCUGCUCCAUCUCAGGUGCUGAGCACAGGGAUGAGAGGAAUGAGACCUGUGUGCAUUGUACCAGCUCCCCAGAACCAGUCAGGGACCAGCAGGGCUGCCCUGCAGCUGGGCUGUGUGUCCAAGUGCUUCAGCAAAGUGGCUCUUGAUCGUUGCUGUGGGAAUUACAUCUCUCCUGAGCCCUUUCUUCUCCAGGCUAAAGAAGUGAGACUCCCUUGUUCUGCCCCCGACCAUCCUCAGAAGGACUCUGACUCUCUUCCUCUCUUCAUGUACUUGGAAACAGUAUCCAGGUGUGGUCUCACCAAUGCCAAAUAAAGGGAAAUAACCCCUUUGUCCUGACCACCAAAAA